AUGCAGUGCAUAAAGUGUGUGGUGGUGGGUGACGCGUCCUCGGGGAAGACCCUCCUGCUCCUCUCUUACACCAACCAGUUCUCCUCCUCCUCCUCCUUCGUCCCCACGGUGUUUGAUAACUACUCCGUGACGGUGACGAUCAGCGGGGAGCCGUACACUCUGGGCCUGUAUGACACGGCAGACCAAAAGGACUUUGACCGGCUGCGACCGCUCAGCUACCUUCAUACCGACGUCUUCCUCGUCUGCUUCUCUGUCGUUUCGCCUUCCUCGUUUGAGAACGUCAGAUUGAAGUGGGUGCCGGAGAUCUCGCACCACUGCCCGAGGACCCCCUUCCUGCUGGUCGGGACUCAGGUGGACCUGAGAGACGACAAACUGGCCGAAGGCGACCAGCGAGCUCUGUCCUGCGAGAGCGGAGAGAGGCUGGCCCGAGAGCUGAAGGCCGUCAAAUAUGUGGAGUGUUCAGCUCUCACGCAGAGCGGCCUGAAGAACGUGUUCGACGAGGCCAUCCUGGCAGCUCUCAGGCCUCCAGACAACAAACGCAAGAAGCAAUGCUUCCUGCUAUAGAGGAGAAGGGGGAGGAGUUUAAACAGUGCCUUCAGCUGUAGAGUGACUUAAUGUGGGCGUGUCCUCGGAAGGGGAGGAGUUUAAACAGUGCCUUCAGCUGUAGAGUGACUUAAUGUGGGCGUGGCCUCUGAGGAGGAGGAGUUUAAACAGUGCCUUCAGCUGUAGAGUGACUUUAUG
Molecule: messenger RNA, 741 nt
Organism: Cyclopterus lumpus (lumpfish)
Lineage: Eukaryota; Metazoa; Chordata; Actinopteri; Perciformes; Cyclopteridae
Product: cell division control protein 42 homolog
Exons: 5
Coding region: 1-564 (187 amino acids)
Biological process (GO): small GTPase-mediated signal transduction; modification of synaptic structure
Cellular component (GO): dendritic spine
Molecular function (GO): GTP binding; GTPase activity
Source: RefSeq, a predicted model, not a curated record